This is a messenger RNA of Diversispora eburnea, 1149 nucleotides long. The record is from the annotation of a GenBank genome assembly. Lineage: Eukaryota; Fungi; Glomeromycota; Glomeromycetes; Diversisporales; Diversisporaceae.
AUGAGACCAUAUAAGAUAUUAUUCAUAGCUUCCGCAAUUGUCACUUUAGCCAGUCAAGUAAGUGCGGUGUGCAAAUAUGUAGGCAAAAAAUGUCCUGAAGAAACACCAUGUUGUAAUGGUGGUUGGUGUUCAAAUAAUCCAGCGUUUUGUUCAACAGGAUGUCAACCCGAAAAUUCAUUCUCCCCUAAGUCGUGCUACCCCAAACCUGGAUGUAGAAAUUUUUAUGAUGAUUUCUCAAAAGAUCAAAUUAUUAGUAUUAAUGAUUACAAUGGCGAUCCUAAUUCUUUUAAAUGGACUUCGGAUUUUGUCCCUGAUAAUCAUGCCAUUGAUAAGGAUGGUAAUUUGAAUUUGAAUAUGUAUUUAAAUAAAAAUAAAACAAAUGAUUUUGGUAAAUAUCAAGGAUUUGGAGUUACCAUUAGUACAACUAGAUGGAUGCAAUAUGGUUUAGUAACAGCUCGAAUAAAGACGGCUGGUUUGUCUAAAGGUGUAGUGUCAUCUAUGGUUAUUUCUAAUAAUACUGCUGAUUUGAUCGGCGAUGAAAUUGAUUAUGAAUGGGUCGGUUUGAAUAAAUCCGAAGUACAAUCGAAUUACUAUUGGAAUGGUACAUUAGAUUACACUAAAGGUAAACAUCAUUACGUGGCAAUUGACACCACUGCCGAAUACUUCACCUACUUUAUCGAUUGGAAAGCUGAUUCUCUUAGCUGGGGAUACAAUGGAAAAGUUGUGAGAACCGUUUAUAAAAAAGAUACUUGUAAUGCUACAGAUAACAUCUGCAGAUAUCCUACCGAAAUGUCACGCGUUGCAUUCUCCAUAUGGGAUGGUGGUAUGGGUGCUCCAGGUACUGCUGAUUGGGCAGGUACCCCAACUGAUUGGUCAGACAAUAAAUUUUAUACUAUGUAUGUCGAUUGGGUAAACGUUACUUGUUACAAUGAAACUUCUUCAACAUCAUGGCCACCAGAAGGUUACGGAACUUACACUACAGUGGGUGUUAAUCAACCCACAACAGAUGCAAAUGAAGAAAACCAAAAUGAAUCUAGCCCAGGUGGAUUUAAAAAGUAUGUUGUUCCAGUUGGUGCCGUUUUAGGUUCAAUUGUAGCUACCGCAUUAAUAUUUGGUGUUUAUAAGCAUUACACAAAAGGUGAAUAUUAA